GACACGUUUCCACGCCUGCCUGUUUAGAACUUACUUUCAAACGCGGUUAAAAUGUCAGUGGAGCAGUGACAGCUAAUUGAUGCAUUGAUUUGAUCAUAUCUUUCCAAUCAGGAAACUACGCGUUUGCUAUGUGUACACAUAUAUGAGCGGACUCCAUAAUCUGCAUUGCUUCGCUGUGGAUGUGUUUGCUGCAAGUCGCGAGCUUUGUCAUACAAUGAAUCUGACCCAUCUGAGGUUGAUUUGUGCACUUGUUCUGCUGCUAUGGCCGUGUCACGGAGACCAGGGGAACACCGCAAAAGCCAGUACUACGAACCCCUGCUGCCAUUACCCCUGCCAGCACUGGGGGGUGUGUGUGAGGGUUGGCCUGGCCGGUUACCAGUGUGAUUGCACCCGUACUGGUUACUACGGAGAAAACUGCACUAUUCCCGAGUUCUGGACGAGAAUCCACCACCUCUUCAGACCCAGUCCAGCUGCGAUCCACUACAUCCUGACUCACUUCCAGUGGCUGUGGAGCAUCAUAAACAGAACGUUCAUCCGGGACUGGCUCAUGCGUGUGGUUCUGACAGCAAGAUCAAACCUGAUCCCAAGCCCCCCAACCUUCAACUCCCGAUAUGACUACGUGAGCUGGGAGUCUUACUCCAACAUCACCUACUACACACGCCUCCUUCCCCCGGUGCCCAAGGACUGUCCCCUGCCCAUGGGAACCAAAGGAAAAGCUGAGCUUCCAGAUGCCCAGCUGUUGGUGGAAAGGUUCCUCCUAAGGAGGACAUUCAGACCAGACCCUCAGGGAACCAACCUUAUGUUUGCUUUUUUUGCUCAACAUUUCACCCACCAGUUCUUCAGUACUCACAACAGCAUGGGGCUGGGCUUCACGAAGGGCCUGGGUCACGGGGUGGAUGCAGGGCACAUCUAUGGAGACAAUCUCAGCCGCCAACUGAAACUCCGUCUGCACAGGGAUGGGAAACUGAAGCACCAGGUGAUCGAUGGUGAGGUGUACCCCCCAACCCUGACGGAGGUGCCCGUCAGCAUGAGCUACCCCCCGCAUGUCCCAAUGGAGCAGCGCUUGGCCAUCGGCCAGGAGGUGUUCGGGCUGCUCCCCGGACUGGGCUUCUAUGCCACGCUAUGGCUGCGUGAGCACAACCGGCUGUGCGACAUCCUGAAGGCGGAACACCCCACCUGGGAUGAUGAGCAGCUCUUCCAGACCGCCCGACUCAUCGUCAUCGGUGAAACCAUACGCAUUGUAAUCGAAGACUACGUGCAACACCUGAGUGGCUACCUGCUAAAGCUCAAGUUUGACCCAUCCCUGCUGUUCAAUGUCCAGUUCCAGUACCAGAACCGCAUUGCUGUGGAAUUUAACCAGCUGUACCACUGGCAUCCACUGAUGCCAGACAGUUUCAAGAUAGAUGAAGAAGAAAUCCCCUAUAGCCAGUUCAUCUUCAACACCUCCGUUCUGACCCACUACGGCGUGGAGAAGCUUGCUGAAGCCUUUUCUAAGCAGAUUGCUGGACAGAUAGGGGGCGGUCGCAACUUCCAUCCAGUAGUAACAAAGGUAGCGUUGGCUGUCAUCAAGGAGUCCAGGCAACUGCGCCUUCAGCCGUUCAACCAGUACAGGAAGCGGUUCAACCUCCAGCCCUAUUCUUCUUUUAUUGAGUUGACAGGCGAGGAGGAAAUAGCAGCAGAGCUGCAGGAGCUGUACGGCGACAUCGACGCCCUGGAGUACUAUGUCGGCCUAAUGCUGGAGAAGACGCGGCGUGGAGCUGUGUUUGGAGAGAGCAUGGUGGAGAUGGGGGCGCCGUUCUCGCUCAAGGGGCUCCUGGGGAAUCCCAUUUGCUCUCCGGAGUACUGGAAACCCAGCACCUUUGGUGGACAGACCGGCUUCGACAUAGUCAAUUCCGCCUCCCUAAAGAAACUGGUGUGUCUGAACUCCAAGUGGUGUCCGCAUGUGUCCUUCAGCGUUACGGAGAGUCCCGCCGACCCCCCCAGGGACCGCCACAAGCCGUCCACAGAACUGUAGCUAUCCAUACUGCCUGUUCACACUGAUCAUACUCAUUACUCCAGUCAUUCUGACCUAUCAUACAUACACAUUCCCACAAACAAACUGCAGCUCUAUCUGACGCGUGAAUCAUAACCCUGACCUGCUUAGGGACAGAGACAUGGCACGCACACGCAGACUGUCAUCAGCUCCAGCUUUUGGGUUAUUCUGUUGUGUCACUGUUGUACCAGUGGGUUAUUCUGCUGUGAUGCUACACAGGAACUCAACAAUGGAAAAAAAUCUAUGGGAAUUUGUCAUAAAGUGCGAUGCGGGUCUUAAGUAGCCCUAGUGAUGUUUGUCAUUUUGAAGGAUGUUUUUUAAUAAAAUUGAGACUUGAAUGUG
Molecule: messenger RNA, 2374 nt
Organism: Paramormyrops kingsleyae
Lineage: Eukaryota; Metazoa; Chordata; Actinopteri; Osteoglossiformes; Mormyridae
Gene: ptgs1
Product: prostaglandin-endoperoxide synthase 1
Biological process (GO): cyclooxygenase pathway; response to oxidative stress
Cellular component (GO): cytoplasm; neuron projection
Molecular function (GO): peroxidase activity; oxidoreductase activity, acting on single donors with incorporation of molecular oxygen, incorporation of two atoms of oxygen; heme binding
Source: RefSeq, a predicted model, not a curated record